UUAGCUUUUAUAGAUUUAAAUUUUUGUAAUCGAUUACAAUUUUUAAAUUUAAAUUAUAACCAAUCAUCGUUUAAUACAGUAGAAUUAAACAUUUUAAACUGUAAAUUGAAUCACAACAAAGGGAAAAAAAUGGAGAAUGAUCUUAUAAAGUACUGAACAUUUAAUUUAUAAUGCAUACACUAAACAUAGAAGUUCGAUGAAAAUAAUUAAAGACUUUCGAAAAGUAGUGAAUUUACCAAUUAAGGUUGACGACCCGAAGAGUGAAAGCUAUUAAAUGCUACAAAUGCCUGGUGGUGAUGACUCGGACAGUACCGUUAUUUACUAAAUACCGUUCCACUUUCUAGAAAUAAACUUUUUUCUAUACAAAAAUAAGACUUAUAUAAAAGGGGACUGCUGAAAAUUCACCCAAAACACCCUUAGACACCAUGAAGUUCCACUGGUUGUUAUUCGCAUCGUUGGUAAUGGCUAUUGUUGCCACGACAUUAAGCAAACCAGCUGAAACUGAGGAAGCUCACGAAGAGGAAACAGUGGAAGAGUCGGUAGAGGAAGGAGGGGAUGACUACGAAGUUGCACAAAGUAAAGAACUGAAAGCCGAAGCAUCUCAUCAUGGAGAUGACGGUGUAUCUGGACAUCUCGAUAUGGGAGCAUAUUCUGGUCAUCACGGAGCUUUCGGAUGGUAUGCCGAUUUUCCUGUAGGCGGUCAUCAUUAAAAAGAAACACGCUGUUUUUAUUUUAAUAAAAAAAAUCUUUUUAAUUCAAAAAA
Centruroides sculpturatus (bark scorpion) is the source of this 763-nucleotide messenger RNA. RefSeq lists its product as uncharacterized. The coding region runs from base 426 to 710 and encodes 94 amino acids. The transcript has 2 exons. Lineage: Eukaryota; Metazoa; Arthropoda; Arachnida; Scorpiones; Buthidae. The record is from RefSeq and is a predicted model, not a curated record.